Molecule: messenger RNA, 1855 nt
Organism: Prinia subflava (tawny-flanked prinia)
Lineage: Eukaryota; Metazoa; Chordata; Aves; Passeriformes; Cisticolidae
Product: acrosin-like
Exons: 5
Coding region: 502-1635 (377 amino acids)
Biological process (GO): acrosome reaction; proteolysis
Molecular function (GO): serine-type endopeptidase activity
Source: RefSeq, a predicted model, not a curated record
CCCCCAAAAUUCUGGGGGGGGUCUCCAGAGAGACCCCUCAGCAACCCACGGGGUCUUGGUGGGGUUUAGCCUCACAGGAGAGUGUCUGCCCCUACAACAAACACGAGGGUGCCCAGGGUGCCAGCCUUGGACGUCCACCCUUUGGGUCUGGGUGUCUGCAGCCCAGAUCCCUGUGCUCCCCAAAAAUCCACGUGGAUGUGUCCAUCGGGUCUGUGUGUCUGCAGCCCAGAUCCCUGAGCUUGCCAAUUACACCUAACGAAGUAACAAGAGCCCCGAUGAUUAAUUAUUGACAGGUGCAUCUAUCUCGAAGUCUAAUUUUGAUUUAAUUUUGGGGUGUCACCAGGCCCGGGGCAGCGGGGGCCGCCCUGACCUCGUCAAGGUCCCUCCAGGCCGAGCAUUCCAGGGUUCCAGCGCCCCGUGCCACCCUCUGUGACAUCAGCCCGGCGCGGUGGCACCACGGGUGACACCUGUGGCCUGGCUGUGCCACCCGCGCUGGCACCGAUGGCUCUGCUGUGGCUGCUCUGUGUCCUGCUGGCCCUGGCCGGGCCCGUGGGGGGCUCCUGGGACACCUGCAGAGGCACCUGCGGGCUCCGGCCCAUGGCCUUCGACCACAGCUCUGAGAUUCUGGACUACGACCCCCCUGACGGUGACUACGCAUCCUUGGGGUCUUCUGAUGUCACUUCCCUCGUCACAGGUGGCCCUGGUGUCCCCUCGGGCACCUGGCCUGGCAUCGUCAGCAUCCAGGCCACCUUCAAGAAUGGCACGUGGCACAUGUGCUCGGGGGCACUGAUCCACCCGCAGUGGGUGCUCACGGUGGCACAGUGCUUCUUCAGGUCUCGGGACAUCUCCCUUUAUGAAGUCGUGAUCGGUGCCACGGACCUGACCCAGCCGGGCCCCGAGGCUGCGGUGAGGCACAUCCAGAGGCUGCUGCUGCACCAGGGCUACGUGGCCACCACGGCCAGGAACAACAUCGCCCUGCUGGAGCUGGAGCAGCCCGUGGAGUGCAGCGACUACAUCCAGCUGGGCUGCGUGCCCGACAGCGCCCUGGCAGUGGCCGAGCUGAGGACCUGCUACAUGGCGGGCUGGAGAGCGGCCCCGGACAGCGCUCCCGGCCCGCGCCUGGCGCUGCAGGAGGCCAAGGUGCGGCUGAUGGACGCCCAGCUGUGCAACAGCAGCCGCUGGUACGGGGGGGCCCUGCACCCCCAGGACCUGUGCGCAGGGUACCCGCGGGGCGGCAUCGACACCUGCCAGGGUGACAUCGGGGGUCCCCUGGUGUGCAAGGACCACGUCGGUGACUACUUCUGGCUGGUGGGGCUGGCCAGCUGGGGCAAGGGCUGUGCCGGGGACAAGCGCCCCGGGGUGUUCACCUCCACCCAGCACUUCCACGGCUGGAUCCAGCUCCAGAUGAGAUCGGUGCCAGCAGACCCAGCCCCGACGCUGACAGCGCCAGCCCCGGCGCCCAGCCUGGUCCCGAUGCCGGCCCCGAGGCCCACGCUGAGCCUGGCUGUCAUCACGGCGUCACCAGAACCAGAAUCCGACACAACCAUCACAAUUUCCUUCCCCAAAGUCGUCCUGCUGAGAUUCUUCCAGGCUCUGCAGGACUUCUUGGAGUUCCUCAGGGACAAAGUGUGUUGAUGAGGAGGGGGAGCAGACCCAGUUGUGGCUGCAGAGGAUCUGCAGCAGUCCCAGCCGGGGCCGUGGCUGUGGUGCCCGGGCCAGCCCCGGGCCCAGGGCGGCCGUGCCCUGCCCACGCUGCGCCCGCCCCGGCGGUGAAUCCCGUUUGUUCCUCAAAUAGAGUUGUUCCUGUUCCCAGUUAUCCACCGUGUCCAGCUCAGUCUCCUGGGGAAAACAAGGA